AUGUCCGUAGGCAACAACAACAAGCUGGCUCUCAUCGGUCCAUAUUCUCCACCUUUCGUCGUGGCCUCCCUCAAGUACGGGACCCCUUACUUCAUCGUGAGAAACCCGCUCGUGAAGAGCGACCCCUUACAAAACCCACAAAACUCGCCAACAUUGAAGGCAUCCCAACAUCGCCAACCUCAGCAAGACCAACAACAGCGAUUGAAAGUGCAACGAUAUUUACAAACCCAGCAGGUGUACGAGAGCCACAGCAAGGCGUACAACUUAAUCUCGACGAGACCGAAUACACGUGGACUCUCGCUCUUCCUCAUUGAUCUACUCAACCACUUCCGCUGGUUCCACGUGGCUCUGCUGUACGUCGCCGACACAGGUUCACACUUGCAGUCCUAUAUUAAAAGUGACGUGAUGAAGUUUGAUGGAUCGAAUGAUCUUUCCUUCUUAUUAAUACUCCAGCCGUGA
This is a messenger RNA of Helobdella robusta, 459 nucleotides long. RefSeq lists its product as hypothetical. NCBI's taxonomy places the organism in Eukaryota, Metazoa, Annelida, Clitellata, Rhynchobdellida, Glossiphoniidae. The transcript is spliced from 2 exons. Bases 1 to 459 code for a protein of 152 amino acids. The record is from RefSeq and is a predicted model, not a curated record.